This is a messenger RNA of Onychostoma macrolepis, 1817 nucleotides long. It is a transcript of the gene spi1b, whose product is annotated as Spi-1 proto-oncogene b. Gene Ontology annotation, biological process: regulation of transcription by RNA polymerase II; cell differentiation. Gene Ontology annotation, molecular function: sequence-specific DNA binding; DNA-binding transcription factor activity, RNA polymerase II-specific. The record is from RefSeq and is a predicted model, not a curated record. The transcript is spliced from 6 exons. Bases 314 to 1207 code for a protein of 297 amino acids. NCBI's taxonomy places the organism in Eukaryota, Metazoa, Chordata, Actinopteri, Cypriniformes, Cyprinidae. Gene Ontology annotation, cellular component: nucleus.
CAGGAACCUCCAGCGAAUACGCACACACUUACCCACACACCCCAAAAUAAAGAAGUAACAAACAGAAACUCUGUCCCUUUUCUACAGCCACUGCCAGGGUAGGUUACCCUCUGCAGUGUAUCUCUGGUUGGCUUCUUUUUUGGGCCUUCGGAUACCUUUGAGGCCCCCCGUGUGAUAAGGUGUGUGAGUUAGAUCAUUGGUUUCAUUUGGUAAGAGGAAAUUUAGCAGAGUUGAGCAAUGGUACAGGGACAGUUUUGAAAGCCCUUGAGAAAGCAUCAGAGUUGCAGAUCGAGUGUCAGGCGGCGAGGAACCCAUGCUGCAUCCGUACAGAAUGGAGGGGUACAUCAUCCCACCCAAAGAGGAGAGUAGAGAGAGAGUAACCUGGACUGGCUGGAUGUCACAGACACCGUCUGUACAAAAAGAUUACUGGGCAGUUUUAACCAAAGAUCAGCAGACAGAGGAAAUGUUUGAAUCAGAGAUAUAUCGACCACCAAUGGAGUAUCAGUAUAUCAUUGACGACAGUCAGAAUGAUCACGCUUGGGAUUAUAAUACACAUCAUGUCCAUCCGGUGGAUUUCGAGAACCUGCCGGAGAGCCACUUCACAGAGUUACAGAGCGUACAGCCACUACAUGCAUCGAAUGUGCAUCGCUUCCCAGAAGUUGAGUCGAGCCAUUUUAUCGACCCAGGCCUGCCCGGGCAUCACCUCACUCUGCCCCCUCCACAGAUGACGUAUUUGCCACGGCCAUCUGUGUGUUACCCUCACAGUGUACAGCCGUCUCCCCUCCAGCGCAGCUCGGAUGACGACGACCCCGGCAGUCGCAGUCCUCCAUUAGAGGUGUCUGAUGAGGAGUGUAUGAGAGACCACAUUACAUCAACAACAGGAGGAGAGCACGGUAACAAGAAGAAAAUUCGCUUGUAUCAGUUCCUGCUGGACCUUCUGCGAAAUGGUGACAUGAAGGACAGCAUCUGGUGGGUUGACCGAGAAAAAGGAACAUUCCAGUUCUCUUCCAAGCACAAAGAGGCUUUAGCACACCGCUGGGGCGUACAGAAGGGAAACCGCAAGAAGAUGACCUACCAGAAGAUGGCAAGGGCACUGAGAAACUACGGCAAGACGGGAGAAGUCAGGAAGAUCAAGAAAAAACUCACCUACCAGUUCAGUGGAGAGGUACUUGGGAAGACCCACACAGAGAGGAAGAUUUACAUGUAAACAUAUGCAUAAAAAAGCAAGAAAGAGGGAGAAAAAGACUUGGAGAAAACAAGAGAGAUCCUUUUUCCUCUAUGAAAACAGCAAAUGGACCAGAACCCUUAACCAUAGUUAUGACCCUACGGUUUGAAAGUUGACGAUUAUAUUUUUCAUUCCUUUUUUAUUAUUCACCUUUGCAUUAAUUAAUUAAGUCCUUUAAAUUUCAGUAGCUUUUGUGAUGCAGGACCAAAAUUUUCAUGUCUGUAUAGUGUGUAUAUAUGGGGAAAGGACACAUUUAAAGAGCAGAUACAAUGACCAAAGUGGGUAGUUUUUAUAAAUUAGACAAAAAGCUAUUCUCGAGUUAAAGACAGUUGCAAACUUUACCACCACGCAUGAUGGAAAAAAAAAAAAAAAAAUCACAAAAAUACAAAAAGCAGAAGUGAAAACCAAUGACACAGGCUCACACAGCACGGAAAACGCUGUCACGUCUGGGUAACACACACACACACGCGCAGAGAGACAGAUUCUAUGUUCAUGUUUGUACUGUCUUUAUCUCAACAUUACAUUCCAUCUGAAGAAAAUGAAAAAUCUUUAUAGAACCAUCACAAAUAAACAUUAAUUGCCAAUACAAAAA